Messenger RNA from Macrosteles quadrilineatus (aster leafhopper), 2648 nucleotides. Its product is annotated as protein slowmo-like. Gene Ontology annotation, biological process: phospholipid transport. The record is from RefSeq and is a predicted model, not a curated record. The transcript has 5 exons. The coding region runs from base 123 to 785 and encodes 220 amino acids. Gene Ontology annotation, cellular component: mitochondrial intermembrane space. Gene Ontology annotation, molecular function: phosphatidic acid transfer activity. NCBI's taxonomy places the organism in Eukaryota, Metazoa, Arthropoda, Insecta, Hemiptera, Cicadellidae.
AUCUUUCUUUUGGUAUCGUCUGCGGAAGACGUCAGAUGGGAUUUUGUUAUUUGCUUACAAAUAAAUAAAUUUGAAGUAAAAUUUAAAUUUUAGUGAAAGUGUAUUAGGAACGAGAUUUAAGAAUGAAAAUUUGGACUUCUGAACACACAUUUAAUCAUCCAUGGGAGACUGUUGCUCAGGCGGCAUGGCGCAAGUACCCAAACCCCAUGAACCCAGCUGUCUUGGGGACUGAUGUCGUAGAACGUCAAGUAGUCAAUGGAGUGCUUCAUACCCACAGGCUUGUUAGUUCAAAAUGGGGCAUCCCUGGAUGGGCACAAAGACUUGUUGGACCAUCAAACAUUUGUUAUGCCAGUGAACAAUCCGAAGUAAACCCAACUAAACGACACAUGGAGCUAAAAACUAGAAACCUGACGUUCGGAAGCUUUAUCGCAGUAGACGAGACUCUUAGCUACCAACCACAUCCCGAGGACAAGACUAAAACUCUGCUGAAACAAGAGGCUGUGGUUACAGUGCAGGGGAUCCCCCUCAACAGCUACAUGGAGGACAUCCUUACUAAGACCAUCAUGCUGAAUGCUAACAAGGGCCGGCAAGCUAUUGAGUGGGUGAUCGGCAUCAUUGACAAGGAGGUCACUGACCUGAAGCUGAGCGCAGCUAAGAGCACUGACGAGCUGAAGAAGUCACUGGAGAGUGCACGCAGAUCUAUGGACGAGUUCUCUACCUCCGCCAAGAAAACUCUGGACGACAUCCACAACCUUACCAGCAGCACCAAUAUACCCGAGUUUUAGCAUAAUUUUAUCCCCCGAUUUUUCAAUCUCGACACAUUCAAGAAAUUUUUAAUUGUGAUACAUCUAAGUCAUCUUUCAGUAUUGAUUCUGAUGUUAGUUUUUCGACGUUUCUAAUCCUUAGUAUUCUAUUCGCUGUUGAUUUGUUAGAAUAAAGUUAUUUAUUACCCCCGCUUCUUGAUUCACAGCUCGCGUUACGAACAUUAUCCGUAGAGUAGAUGCAGAUGUGGCGGCGACGCACUGCUUGAAUGUUUCCUUUGUAAGGAGAAUCGAAGGUGUUUUCAGCUUGUCCGUUGGGAUGAGGGAUUGCCUUAGAAUGUGGUGAGGAGUUAUAUUUUUGUGAACCCAAGUUCUAUUGGGAGAAACGCUUUGAAUGGUUGUCUGGGUGAACCAAAGAUUUGAACCUGUUGUUGGUUAUUGUUUUAAGUGCGGAUAACUCCCUCUUGUUCGCUUGGUUGAGUCGUUAGAUGUUUGGUGUGGUUUAUAAAUCAUGCACUUAACACACACCUGUGUCUGUAUCCAUGUGUAAACACAAUUACCAUACAUGUUUUUCGUGCAUCAUGAGUAAAUACAGACUUGCAAUAUUCCAAUGUUUACUAAUUUUGGCCAAUGAUGUGUUGCUAAAAAUAUAGCCAUUCCAAACAGUUUCAAUUAAUUAUUUUAUGGUUUAGAAGGUUUUUAGUUCAGUCAAGAGUCUAGCUUGAGGUUUUUGAACGAGAGGGAGUUGAUUGUAAAUGCAGAUAAUUUAAAAUUGCAUAUAUCAGUGUGAAAGAUAUCUCAGGUUUCCUAUUACAAAUUUAAACUAGUGAUAUCUAAAACCUUUUUGUGAAAAAAAGCUAUACUUAAAAACAAAGAGGAAUGGUAUCAUUGUUAUUGUAUGUUAAAAUUUUUACAUUGUUGUAAAAAAAUAAUUAAGUUUAAAUAAUUUUAGUUUUGCCCUUACAGCAAAUUAAAAAUGUGUUUAUAUAUAUGCAAACAAAAAUCACUGGCUGUUGUACCGAUAAGUGUUUGAUAAUAUUAGUCUGCUUGAAAUAUUUUUGCAAUUCAGGUCAAAUUUAAUGUGACAUCACUGCUCACAUUUUCACUUAUAAAAUUAGUAACUCUAUUUUAACAAUAUAGUUUGUUAUAACCGUAUCUGAUACUAGGCGAUCUGUAGUUUUAAGACCUUUACAUUCCUGUUAUAACUCUUAAGAUGCAAUAAAGAAAUUGAUUUUGUUUGUUUCCACCGACGAGAUGUUACUGUUAUGAUAUUAUGUAUUUAUUUUUUUGUGCUUGUUCUUGUCAUUAUUUUGCUUCUAGUAUUGCUUUUAGUGAAGUAACUAAUUCGUGUCUAAUUAAUCAUUAAAAUUUAAUAUUUAAUACAACAUAAUAUUACACCAGAGACUAUUUUAAUGUUAAUUUUUGAUGAAGAGAUUUAAAAAGUAAUCAAACUUUUAACUAGCUAGGAUAUAAAUAAAUAAUUGUAGAUAUGUGAAAUUCAAAAAGAUUAAGUUAAGUCUUAGAUAUUUUUAGUUUUAAGUUUUGGUUAACUUGGAAGGGGCUUUCUGUAAAUUGAUUCAUCGAAGAUAAGUGAACGUAAUACUUUUAAAAACAACAGUGAUGUUUUUAAAACAGCCAAAACCUACACUUAAAACCAUACCAUAAUAUUUUUAAAUAAUUCUUUCAGUGAAAUAUAAUAACUAGUCAAUCAAAGGGAAGGUCUGGAAAAUUUAAAAAUUCUGAUGACAAUUUAUGGUUAGCCCUUUAUUAAUUACAGAAACUCAGUUUUUAGUGAUGAAUGACAGUAACACUAAAAGAGACUAUAAGCAUACUGAAUUGGUUUUUGUGCCAUUUUUUGUCAAUAAAUUACACUUAUUAGUUUCCUCA